Molecule: messenger RNA, 2254 nt
Organism: Cydia splendana
Lineage: Eukaryota; Metazoa; Arthropoda; Insecta; Lepidoptera; Tortricidae
Product: multiple epidermal growth factor-like domains protein 10
Exons: 4
Coding region: 14-1924 (636 amino acids)
Source: RefSeq, a predicted model, not a curated record
AUAUCAGACUCUAAUGUUAUGUUUCAUAUAUUUACAGGCAGAACCGGAGCUAGUGUGCUGCGAUCUGUACAAUUGGGACGACGAUACAGAAGCCUGCGUACCAGACUGCGAACACGGAUGCAUACACGGAACAUGUGUCGCUCCGAACCAUUGCGUGUGCGCACCACCCAUGAUCCUGCACAACAGCACCACCCCUAACACCUGCUUACACCCCGUCUGUGAUCAACCUUGUAUUAACGGAAACUGUACAGCUAACAACCAAUGUACUUGCAAUAUAGGCUUCAAACCAAUAGAUUUAUACACCUGUGUUCCUCACUGUACCAACUGUAGUAACGGUGAUUGCGUCAGUCCGAAUGUCUGCAACUGUCAUAGAGGCUAUACUAAGAAAGAUGGUAAAUGUACGCCUCAGUGCAAAAGUGACUGUAGAUAUGGAUACUGCUCGGAACCUGACAAAUGCACUUGUAAUGAUGGAUACGAAUUAAAAGGUGAUAAAUGCGAGCCUAUGUGUGAGAGCUCUUGCCAAAAUGGCAACUGUAUAGCACCGAACACUUGUGAAUGUAAACUGGGAUAUGUAACAAAGAAUGGACAUAAAGAUAUAUGCAUACCUAAAUGCAGUAGCAAUUGUAAUAAUGGAUACUGCUCUGAACCUGGUAAAUGCACUUGUAAUGAUGGAUACGAAUUAAGAGGUAACGAAUGUCGGCCAGUUUGUAAGAAAUCCUGCCAAAAUGGCGACUGCAUAGCACCGAAUAAGUGUGAAUGUAAUGAAGGAUUUGAACCUAAGAAUGGACAUAAAGAAAUAUGCAUACCGAAAUGUAGUAGUGGUUGUAGCAAUGGAUACUGCUCUGAACCUGGUAAAUGCACUUGUAAUGAUGGAUACGAAUUACUAGAUAAUAAAUGUCAGCCAGUUUGUAAAAAACUUUGCCAAAAUGGCGACUGUAUAGAACCCAACAAGUGUAAAUGCAAAGAAGGAUAUGAACCUAAAAAUGGACAUAAAGAAAUAUGCAUACCUAAGUGCAGUAGCGAUUGUAAACAUGGAUAUUGCUCAGAACCUGGUAAAUGCACUUGUAAUGAUGGAUACGAAUUACGGGGUACUAAAUGUCAGCCCGUUUGUAAGAAACCUUGCCAAAAUGGCAUCUGUACAGCACCGAACACUUGUGAAUGUAAAAUAGGAUAUGAACCUAAGAAUAGACACAAAGAAAUAUGCAUACCUAAAUGCAGUAGCGAUUGUAGCCAUGGAUAUUGCUCAGAACCUGGUAAAUGCACUUGUAAUGACGGGUACAAAUUAAAUAACAAUAAAUGUGAGCCAGUUUGUAAAGAACCGUGCAAGCAUGGAAAUUGUGUAGAACCAGAUACAUGCAAAUGUUUGAAAGGAUUUGAAGAAGCUGGAGACACCUGCUCGCCUAAAUGUGAUUUAUGUACUAACGGAGUCUGCAAAGCUCCUAACACGUGUGAAUGCAACAAAGGUUACAAUCAUACAGAUAAAGGUUGCGUCCCGAUAUGCGAGAAAAUUUGCGUUAAUGGCUAUUGUUCAGCUCCAAAUGAAUGCACCUGCAAUACUGGAUUCACUCAAGAUACAUUAGAUUCUUCCAUUUGUUACGAAAAUUGCGGUCCUGAUAUGGAUUUGAUCAAUGGAACCUGUGUUGUGUCUCUUCCACCAAAUCCGGAAAUGUCAUCAGGAACGGGGCUGGCGAGUAUGCAGAUGACAUGGAUUGUAGGAGGAGCCGUACUUCUACUACUGAUCGUGCUAGUACUGGUGGUGAUAAGCCGCCUCUAUGCUAGGAAAUUACCACAGAAGACACCUGAAGAUGGUCCCUACGGCAGCGUAGCGUACACCGUCCCGAACACCUUAUUCCGAAAAGACGAUCUCAUCGAAGAAGAGGAAACAAACGAUGCUCUCUUGGACAGAGGAACCAGCGCUGUUUAGUUCUUACAUAGUUUUAAAUCAGCCAUACUCAACCUUUUCUAUGAGGGCCACAACGAUUUGCCUUGUAGCACCGAGCCACAAUAUUAAUUUGCUUAAAGGUGAUCGGAUGGCAAGGAUCUAUUGUGGGUUACCUGGCGGGCCACCUAAAAAGCUGUAAUCAAUCAUAAUCAUAAUCUUAAUCAUCAUAAUGUAGGUUGAGUAUCGCUGUUUUAAAUACUUACAGAUGUGCAUGUUGCGGAAAGUUACGAAAUUCUUGGAAAAUCAGUAAAAAAAUCGCCAAAAAAUAUAAAGGAAGUUUUUGUUUAAGAAAAGUCAAAUUUCCCCAACUAU